Molecule: messenger RNA, 423 nt
Organism: Aspergillus calidoustus
Lineage: Eukaryota; Fungi; Ascomycota; Eurotiomycetes; Eurotiales; Aspergillaceae
Source: the annotation of a GenBank genome assembly
AUGUUCUCCCACACCACCAACCAAAAGUUCCUUGUCCUGGCUCCCAUCCAACACGCUCCUCUCGCAACUACCAGCGAGCAGAGUGAGAUUGCCUUCUCCCCUGUGCGUGACCGCGCCGACAGCCAGUCUUCUACCGCCAGCCGACGCAGUGGCUUCCUCUACCUCGGCCACGACAUUCCCAACGCAUACUCUACCGUGCGUGAGCGCUCCGACAGUCAAUCCUCUAGUGCCAGCAGCAUCAGACCCAGCCGCACUGUCUCACGCCUACCUGGCGGUUUCCUGUUUCUCGGCCACGACAUUGUCCCCCACUCGCCCGUGCGCGAGCGCUCUGACAGCCAGUCCUCGAGCGGCAGCAACACCCGCCGACUCAGCCGAAAUGUCUCUCGUCUUCCUGGUGGCUUCCUCUACCUAGGCCAUGAUUAA